This is a messenger RNA of Monoraphidium neglectum, 2049 nucleotides long. RefSeq lists its product as hypothetical. Lineage: Eukaryota; Viridiplantae; Chlorophyta; Chlorophyceae; Sphaeropleales; Selenastraceae. The transcript is spliced from 5 exons. Bases 1 to 2049 code for a protein of 682 amino acids. The record is from RefSeq and is a predicted model, not a curated record.
AUGAUCUCAGUGAUCUCAGUGAGUGGGCACCAAGAUCUGGGCGAGAUCUGGAUCCAGAUCUGCGGCCAGCUCGUCGGCGGCGUCUACACAAUCCGGUCUGACAUAGAUCGUGGCAGCUGCGGUCUGCCAGAGCUCGGCGCCGCCGCCGGCGGAGACGAGGCGCUGCUGCGUCCGCUGGCCGAGCGAGUCAGCGCAAAGGUGCUGGGCGGCGGCGCCGUCCACGCUGCAGACGUCUCCGUUGGCGCGUCCUCGGCGCGCGUCCCCGCCGCACCCACCACGCCCGCCGCACCCGACGCCCCGCCAGCAGCUGCCGCACCACUGCCGGCGUGCGGCGCGGGCGCGGGCGCGGGCGCGCCUGCCGUGAAGCUGCUGGGCUGCCACCCUCCCGCCCUGUCGGUCGGCCGCGGCCGGCAGGCCCUGACGCUCCACAUAGCGCUCGCACCCGGCGCCGGUUCCAUCCCCGCCGGCGCCAACAAGGCGCCCACCGCCCCGGCCCCCGCCAACGCCCCUGCUGACGCCGACGCCGACGCUGAAGCCGGCUGGCCCCUCUCGACGCGACUCAUCGUGUACGAGCAGGGCGGGCCCGUCCUGCUUGACUCGACCUGCACCCUAGAGCCCCCGCUGCCCCAAGCGGCCGCCAGACCCACAGGCGCCGCCGCCCCAGCUGCCGGCGACGACGGCGGCGGCGGCGCCGCCGUCGCCGUCGCCGCCGCCCCCGGCGGCGCGGGAAGCUUCCGGCUGUCCGCCACGCUGCCGCCGCUCCGCCGGCGCGGCGCGGUCGGCGUCGCGCUGAUGCUGGGGCCGCGGCGGCUGGCGGCGUACCAACCUCUCCCGGCGCUGCCACCGGCGGCCGCCGACGAAGUGUCAGCCAUAUGGCUGCGCGCGGCGGAGGCGGCGGCGGCAGCGCCGCCCCAACCGGCGCCAGCGGCGGGGCCUCUGGCGGGCGCUGCGGGCGCCGGGAUGGCGGGCGGGCUCACUGUUGCAUGGCGGGCAGGGGUUGCACCGCUGUUGACGGACCUGUGCGGUUUGAUGGUCGCAGCGGACAAGGUGCACCGCAGCCGCGCCGGCGGCGACAGCGGCUGCAAGGAAGAGCAGGCUGCCGCCGUCACCCAGGCCGCGGCAAGCGCCGCAACAGUCGGCCCGCGGCGAGCCCCUCGCCGCCUGGGCGACCCGGUGGCCUCCGCGGCCGCUGCGGCCGGCGGCGCCGCCGUCGCCGCCGCCGCCCUGGCGGCGGCCGCGCUGCUGCGGCUGCUGCUCGCCGCGUACGGCGCCGCGCUCGCGGCCAGCGCGGCGAUCGCGCGCGCGUCCGCCGCCGCGCGGCGCCGGGCCGCCGGCGUCGCGGGCGCGGGGUGGUGGGUCGCGACAGGCUGGUUGGCCCGCGGCUUCGAGCCUGCGGGGGCGGAGGCCGCUUACCUGGAUUGGAAGCAGCGCCACACAGCGGCCGUAGAUGUGUUCAGCGUUGCCUUUCACGGGCUGGCCACGGCCGCCGUCCUGGCCGCGAGGAGACCGGCUUCGUCCAGCGUCGCCACCUGGGUGCACGCCGCAAUCAUCUUGACAAACCUCAUCCCCCUGGCGGCCCUUGCCGCGCGCCUCUCCCUGCGCCCCGGCGGCCGCGACGCCGCGGUAAUCGCGCACGGCUGGGCCUCGGCGGCGGCGACGGCCGCCUUGACGUUGGCGCAGCCCGAGGCGCUGCCGGCGCCGCUCGUCACGUUCUUCCGAGGACAGCUCAAAGAGUCGGUCGUGUGGGUGGCGUGCCAUGGGGUGCUGACGCCCUUCAUUUCGCAGCUGCGCCUGAGGGACGCGCUGCCAUCAGAGCUGACCAAGCAAGCCGCCGCUGCCCUCGCCUCCCUCGCAUUCGGCUGCCCGCGCGCCUGGGCGCUCGGGCGCACGGCUGCCAUCGUCCUUGUGUCUUGCGCCGUGCGCGCGGCCAUCGAGCUGAAAACGCGGCGGCUGUUCCUGCAGCACGGGGCCUGCACCUCAGCCCCUGCGCCCGGCCAGGCGGGGUGGGAGGUUGCCGGCUGCAGCCGCCGAGCGCGGUGCUGCGACUGA